Messenger RNA from Camellia sinensis, 1724 nucleotides. Its product is annotated as inositol-tetrakisphosphate 1-kinase 1. Gene Ontology annotation, molecular function: inositol-3,4,5,6-tetrakisphosphate 1-kinase activity; ATP binding; magnesium ion binding. NCBI's taxonomy places the organism in Eukaryota, Viridiplantae, Streptophyta, Magnoliopsida, Ericales, Theaceae. The record is from RefSeq and is a predicted model, not a curated record. Gene Ontology annotation, biological process: inositol trisphosphate metabolic process. Gene Ontology annotation, cellular component: cytoplasm.
CCAUUUCUGUGUGUAGAUUGUAUGUGUGUAUAUUUAUUCUGUAUCUCUCUCUCCCUCUGUCUCUUCGAGUUUCGAUUCUAUCGAAGUGAAAAAGUAGAAGAAAAGGGAUAAAGCAGAGCAAGCCCUAAUUCUCUGAAUUUUGAGAUUAGGGUUUCGAAAUUGAAUAUAUAUAUAUAUAUAUUUUUUUUUUUGAGUUUUGUUGAGGUUUUGAAGGAGAUAGAUCAAUGGCGGAACCAAUGAGGAGAUUCGGAGUCGGUUACGCCUUGGCGAUGAAGAAGCAAGAGAGUUUCAUUCAGGCUUCGUUGGUGAAUCUGGCGAGUGAGAGAGGUAUUGAUCUCAUUCGGAUCGAUACGGAGAAGCCUUUGUUGGAUCAAGGACCGUUCGAUUGCGUGCUUCACAAGAUGUCCGGUGAGGAUUGGAAGAAGCAGUUGGAGGAGUACUCGGUGAAGAACCCUAAUGUGUUGAUAAUCGACUCUCCUGAUGCGAUUGAGAGGCUUCACAAUCGGAUUUCGAUGCUUGAGGUGGUGACCGAGUUGGAUAUCCAGACUCAGACUGAGACCGAGUCUUUUGGGAUUCCGAAGCAGAUUGUGAUUUACGACUCGGUCACUCUCCUCGAUCUUAACGCAUGGGGUGGUGAGGGUUUGAAGUUUCCGGUAAUCGCGAAGCCUUUGGUUGCCGAUGGUAGUGCCAAGUCUCACAAGAUGUCUUUGGUUUUCAAUCAGGACGGUUUGAACAAGCUCAAGCCACCGAUUGUGUUGCAGGAAUUCGUGAAUCAUGGUGGUGUGAUCUUCAAAGUGUAUGUGGUUGGGGACUACGUGAAAUGCGUGAAGAGAAAGUCCUUACCUGACGUUUCUGAGGAGAAAUUGCUUACUUUGGAGGGUUCUUUAUCGUUUUCGCAGGUUUCGAAUCUAACUACUCGUGAAAGAAACGACGAUAAGUAUUACAAGACGCUGAAUUUGGAAGAUACAGAGAUGCCCCCACAGAGUUUUAUCGCCGAUAUUGCUCGUUCGUUGCGGCGAGCAACAAAAUUGCAUCUUUUUAACUUUGAUGUCAUUAGGGACACUAGAAUUUGGAAUAGGUACCUUAUAAUUGACAUAAAUUACUUCCCUGGGUAUGCGAAAAUGCCAUCAUAUGAGACUGUUUUGACGGACUUUUUCUGGGAUGUAUUGAACAAAAAAGAAACAGGUCUUGAUAAUGUGCAGGUAAUUAGUUGUGAGAAAGAAGCAAGGAAAUUAGUUGGCAAUAAUGGAUGUGAGGUGAAUGAUCCGGUUUUGCCUCUUAGCAGGGAAGAAACGGAGAAUCCAAUUCAAGUCUGAUGCGUACAAAAUGCGCAUCUGAAUUGGGAACCAUUGUGUAGCUUGUUGCCGAAAGAUUGGAUCAGCAAAAAGCUGCUCAAAGUGCAAAGAACCUUCACUUUGUUUGUAGGUCUACGCAAGCUAUGCACAUUUCAUUUAGAUAGAAAGUUAGUGCAGUGGUGAAUAAGUAGGUUCUUUGCUUCUGUUACCGCCUUCAAAAGACAUUACAUGCUGUUUCUUGUUGAUCAUGUACAUUCCAUCGUUGCUUUGGGGGAUAGGUACUUCUCAAAUACAAGUUUUUAGGAAUGUUGAAGUUGUGAGGCAUAUGUAAUUCCUGGCUUAAAAACUGUUCUAAUGUCUGCCUUUGGCAACUUUAUUCAAUCAAUUUUGCCUUUUUAUCAAUGAUAGUUACAUUUUGUUUCCUUUGCA